GAUCAUAUUACAAGCGCGGGCGCCGAGAUAUAACUUUUGAGUUUGAUACUUCGCAUAAAUAUUGGCCUACUUCCCUAUUGUUUGAACUGAACUUUUAUUAAAUAAACCACAAAUUCACGUCAAGUUCUUCUCAUCUACUGUAGAGAAUGGCAGAUACACAGCUCUUCCGUGCGAGGAGGGAGUUUGUGGAUCGAGUAUCGAAGGAUGUCGUCGUGCAGUUGCUGGAUGACCUUCUGGAGGACGGGGUUAUAAACGAUGGAGAAAAGGAGGCCGUGAUCGAGGAGAACGGAAGCAGAGCGGAAAGGGCGCGCCAUCUCAUUGAUAAAGUGCAAAAGAAAGGCCCAAAGGCCAGUGGGAAACUCAUUUCUCGGCUGUCGGAACGCGACCCCAACCUGUGCGAGCUCCUGAAACUGGCACCACCCGAGUCCCCAGCCCCGGCCGCCAAGCUGCCCCAGCAGGAGACCACCGCGGUGUCCCCGGUGCUUAUCUCCUGCACCGCAGAGUUCAAGAGGGCCCUGCUGGAGAAGGAAGCGGGUUCGAUUUACGUCCCGAAGCCAAAGGGUCAGCGCAGGCGCCUGGCUCUGCUCAUCAACAACGUCCAGUUCGACCACCCACCCUUGCUGAGACGCGGGGCGGAGAGAGAUAAGGAAAAUAUGGAGAAGCUCCUCAAUGGCCUGGACUACACCGUGGAUGAACACAGCAAUCUGUCUGCUCAGGACAUAGAUGAAACUGUGAAAAAGUUCUCUCAGCGUGAGGAGCACUUGGAGUCGGACAGCGCGUUCGUGGUGAUCAUGUCUCACGGAAAGAGGGAUGUCAUCUGCGGCGUGCGCUACAACCCCAACGAGCCUGAGAAGGACCUCUUCAGCAUCGACAACAUCUUCAAACACCUCAACAACCAGAACUGCCCGGCACUGCGUGAUAAACCCAAAGUCAUCGUGAUACAGGCCUGCAGGGGGGAUGAAAGCGGGUCCAUGUGGGCGUGUGACAGUGUGCCCAACCCCUCAGGUCUGGAGGACGAUGGGAUAAGAAAGCUACCCAAGGAAAGAGAUUUCAUCUGUCUUAUGUCCUGCACCCCCGACACAAAAUCCUACAGAAGCCCUGAGACGGGAACUCUGUUCAUCCAGAAGCUUGUGGAGACCAUCAAUACACACGCCCACAAGGACCACAUUGUGGAACUUUUCCGGAAGGCCAGUAUUUACACCUCACAGAGUUCAGCCUUGCCCAGCCUGGCCCUUACACCUGAUUAAGUUCUUUCAGUUUAAAGAACCUGUUGCUGUUUGUGUUAUACAGUCUAACGCUUGUCAGGGUAGAUUUGGUCUUAUUUAAUAUGCAAUGGCGUAUCUGACAAGAUGCCAAUUGAGGAGGCACUUCUUGCACUUGCUGUCUCUCCUGAGACUAUACUCAGUGCACUUUGACCCCUGACCUUUGCACUUGCGUUUGCCUCGGAAGUUACUCUAGCUAAGAGAAUCUGCUAAAUGCCAGUAAAGGAAUUAUUAAAUGAUUGUUCUGUUCAGUGAAAGAUCGUACCUUUAGGAGGACAUUAACCUUUAGAUGGACUAAAAUUCUGUGCAAAGGUGCACAGUUAAUCAGUUUUCAGGGGACAAAGUGUUAUUGUGGCAUAAUGUGACGCACUCCUGUUUAUUCUUCCAAUAGGUUAUGAAACAAUUUGAAGAUUCCAAAUGGCAAAUGCCAUCCGGAGACCGAUGGACUCUGAUCAAUAACUUCUACCUGUUCCCUGGACAGUGAGCCUCUGGUCCCUGCCUCCUCCUGCUGUCCUAAUCACGUCUUAAUCAGAUGAAGUGAUUAGUUGUUACAGUGGGCUUCUGAGUCCUGCGUCUAGGUCUGGUGUUCUACAUUUAAUCUCUGGUUCUUUUGGAAUAUUUUGCUGUCUUUUGGUUUCUGCAUUUUUUGACUACAUUGGGACAAAUAAACUGUGGGUUGAUGCCUUCUCUCAUUCA
Molecule: messenger RNA, 1958 nt
Organism: Anguilla rostrata (American eel)
Lineage: Eukaryota; Metazoa; Chordata; Actinopteri; Anguilliformes; Anguillidae
Product: caspase a-like
Exons: 7
Coding region: 147-1247 (366 amino acids)
Biological process (GO): regulation of inflammatory response; regulation of apoptotic process; proteolysis
Cellular component (GO): NLRP3 inflammasome complex; AIM2 inflammasome complex; IPAF inflammasome complex
Molecular function (GO): cysteine-type endopeptidase activity
Source: RefSeq, a predicted model, not a curated record